UCCAAUUCCAUCCGUUCCCCAAUUGAAUAAGGAAGUGUUCAUAACUGGAAUGGGACAUUACUCACUUCUCAUCUACAGCUCGACCUAAGAACAUCCUUCUGCGCAUUGAACUUACAUUUUGUAUUAAUAACUUACAUUUUCUAUUAGUAUUUCAAUUGAUUUCGUAAAUUGUAAUUAAUUCUUAAUAAAAUAACAUUAAAUUCUUUAUAAAAUCAGAAGUGGGAUAAUCAGAACCUGUGUUUCGUAAAUUGAAGACUUACGGUUGGUAUUUGAAAAGAAGAACAUAAUUUUUAAAUCAAAAUAUGCUCACAAUGAAUAAAAAAUCGAUCAAAGAACUAAAAGACGAAUUAAUAAAACGAAACUUACCUCAUAAUGGUACAAAGCGACAAUUGCUUCAACGUAUACUCGAGUAUGAUAACGCGCAACCUAAAUCAACAAAUAUUUCGCAGGAAACUGCAUCAACAGAAUGCUCUUCCAACAGUUUCAUAGAUGAUGAUGCGCUUCGUGCCAGAGAAUGGGACAUGAUUCGUCGUGAAAAAGACAUCAUUGCAAAAGAGCGACAAUUUUUGGCUCAGGAUAGAUUACUGCGAGAAAAAUUAAUGUUGUUUUCAAAAUCAAGCGUACCUGCAUCCGAGCAGCGUGUACAUAAAAUCCAGUGCAGCAUUCGAGAAAUUGCAGAUACAAUUCCUUCGUUUUCACCCAGCGACAUAACAUCGAUGUCAGCCGAAGCAUGGGUUACUCGCGUUGAAAAUUUAAGGAAAGUAUACGAAUGGGAAGAAAAACCUCUCCUUAUGGCUGCUGCUUCCAAAUUGAUCGGACCUGCAAAGUUCUGGUGGGAUACAUUGCAAGAGUCGACAAUAUCUUGGGAACAAUUGGCAAGUGGAUUAAAACUUAAUUUCCCAAAUCGAUAUAAUGAGCUAGAGAUUCAUCAAGAACUUAUUAAAAGAGUUCGACGUCCAGAUGAAAAUAUCGAAAGUUAUUGUUUCGAAGUAAAUAUGCUAGGUAAAAGAAUAAACCUCACAGAAAAAUCUAUAACCCAAUAUAUUUUAACUGGAUUAAACGAUCGCGAGAUGAGUGCAAAUCUUGCAGCAAGUAGCUUCAAAGAUAUUCCAGAUCUUGUUGACAAAAUCAAGUUGUGUGAAAACAUAAGGAAAAGUUCCCGGUCAAAACCAAUUUCAAGCCACGUUAUGACACCAAUGUAUUCUAAGCCGGCAAUAAACAGAAGUUUUAAUUCAACUUACACCCCUAAUACGAAAAGAAACGAAGUAUGCUGUUACAAUUGUAAUCAACCCGGACACUACGCUAGGCAAUGUACCAAGCCAUAUGGUCAGCCGACCGUAUGAAGAAAUGGAUACAACUUGACGCAGAUUUCGACGAGGACGACGAAAAUGAUAGGAUGGCCGAGUCUAUAACAUCCCCGCUUCAAGCCAAUUCCAAUUCCAUCCGUUCCCCAAUUGAAUAAGGAAGUGUUCAUAACUGGAAUGGGACAUUACUCACUUCUCAUCUACAGCUCGACCUAAGAACAUCCU
Messenger RNA from Eupeodes corollae, 1529 nucleotides. RefSeq lists its product as uncharacterized. The transcript has 2 exons. The record is from RefSeq and is a predicted model, not a curated record. Bases 303 to 1343 code for a protein of 346 amino acids. Gene Ontology annotation, molecular function: nucleic acid binding; zinc ion binding. Lineage: Eukaryota; Metazoa; Arthropoda; Insecta; Diptera; Syrphidae.